Messenger RNA from Hypomesus transpacificus, 3439 nucleotides. RefSeq names its product Ras-related and estrogen-regulated growth inhibitor-like protein. The coding region runs from base 1275 to 1880 and encodes 201 amino acids. Gene Ontology annotation, molecular function: GTPase activity; GTP binding. Lineage: Eukaryota; Metazoa; Chordata; Actinopteri; Osmeriformes; Osmeridae. The transcript has 4 exons. The record is from RefSeq and is a predicted model, not a curated record.
AAUUGUGAAAAACUGUAAAUAGCAUGCUGUGUGCUAUGUAUGCAGUUUUUGAAUGUCAUUAUAUAUCCUGAAAGACAUUUGAGCAAGGUUGUUUCAUGACCCCAAUUAUCCAAGCAUGACUGACAGUUAUGCCAAAAAGAAUAAGAAAUUUUAUUUUAUGCAUGAAGGUGUUUUCUCUUAUAAACUGCAUUUUCACUCUACAAUUAAAACUAGUAAGAACCAGAGGGCUUAGGAGUACUUUGAACAUUGAACAUUUAGGUAAUAUUAUGAUUUAUCAUGUAUAAUAUGGAUUUUUGUAUGACUAAAAUUAGACAAAACAUGUCAAUGUACUAUAUUUUUACAGUGAAUAAACUUGAAACUUGUACUAUAAUGUUAAGGAACAUCGGCAUGGACCACUGACAAAUCAAUACUAAAUGUGUCAUAAAUUACCACAGGUGACAAAAAUACUUGACCAUUGAAUUUGAUUAUUGCUGUUUUAACCAAAAUAACAGGAUGGACAUGAGAAAGGACUGACAAGAAUGGACGGUCUGGUCUGGUCACACUCAGGGGCAGCCACUCUUUGAAAACGGCAAAUAGACUUAUCUGUUUAAAAUAUUUAUAUUGGGGAAAAUUAUAUUUAAAGUCCGCAUCCUCAGUUGAAACUGUCCCACCUGCAUCUGAAAACAAACCUACGCCACGCCCCUCACCUAUGAACUAGCCUACUACUAAUCUACAGCCUAAUUCGGAGUGCUGAGCAAAAAACUAUUUUUUGGUGUAAAAGGACCUCCAGCGUUUCUCCAACGUAACUACAACAAAAACGUUGGUGCCAUUGCUCAUUAUUCAAACUUAAUUUAAGAGCUGAAUUCGCGAAAUAAUAUAUUUAAUGGGUUAAAAUAAACUAAAACUGUUUUAGGUUUACAAUGUUGUGUCAGUAGGCGUAUCCAAAUUAAUCAAUUUGCACAAUAUUUUUGCGUCCAUCUGCGCAUCUCACAACAAUAGCUGGUAAAUAAAGAGCCGCAUAUUAGAGUUCGUUAUAUUAUAUUACGACUUGUCACCAAUGCAAAAUGCUGAUUCCUGAGCUUUACCCGUUGACAUAACAGGUAUAAGUCAUACGUUUCCUUUGUGUGCAAACCUACCAGUGGAUUUCUACGCCCCUUCAUUAGAGGGCAUGGAGAUGCACUUGAAGACUGGCCAGCAGCACUAGACAAGCGGUCACUGCUGCAACUUCUGCUCGGCAGUUCCAUGGAAGUGUCAUCUAAGCGUUGUCAAGAGGUGUCGGAGUAAACUUUCAGAAAAUGGAUGCUAAUAUUGCAGUUCUUGGAACAGAUAAUGUCGGAAAAUCAGCUUUGACAGUCCGCUUCCUGACUCGUAGAUUUAUUGGAGAAUACGGGGAUAUCGAAUCAUUCUACAGUCACAAUGUUAUUGUGGAUGGUAGGGACAUCACGUUUCACAUCUGGGAUUCACCAUAUUCUCAGGACUUGUCCACUGAGUCAUCUGCAUAUAAGAAGAGAGUGCAGUGGGCGGAAGGAUUUGUCCUUGUCUACAGCAUCUGUGACAGGGCCAGCUUCAACACUGUCACCAGGCUCAUCCAAUCAAUCAAGUCCGCAAAAGACUAUCUGGGCAUAAAGAAAGUGCCCAUAGUCAUAGUGGGAAACAAGAGGGACUUGCACCUUCAACGGACAGUCCUUAGUGAGGAGGGCAGGCUAUUAGCCCUUACCACAGACUGUCAGUUCUAUGAGGUGUCAGCAGCGGAAAACUACCACAGUGUCCUCAUGGUAUUUCAUGGACUUGUGGACAGAGUACGGGAGGCCAAGUCUGCCAUAAAGAAGCCAGUGGGAAUCAAAGGUAUAGUCAAGAGCAUGUCAGCAGUGUUUGCAAGGAGACGGACAGAUUCACUAUGAUGCUUUGAUUUACUGGACAAGCAGGGGGGAAACACAGUUGCCGUGCGACGUAUGUUGCUCUCUGCGCUCAGAUGUUGGGUCCCAACAUGCUGGGUGCCUUAAGGCUGGGACACGACCAUGCAAGGAAGAUGCAUGCAGUUGUUGUAGAACUAAGCUGUACAGCUGUUCUUGCUGCUUACAGAUCAGACUUACUUGAGGAGCGCACUGCCAAAGUAGGAUUAAAGACAUUUGAAUAUCACGCUUUCUCCAAGAGUGCACAUGUCAAAGAUGGAUAAUAAACAGUUUGAAUACUGUGAUUACAUACAACUGCUCUAAGCACUUAAACUGAAAUCUGUGUUAAUCUAAAACAUUGUGGGUGUCAAAUUAUGUUGAUCAAUGUUACUUCUUACAUUAUUUAGUUUAUUUAGGAAUUCAGGUCAGUUGUACAAAAGUCUUAACCAGAGUCAAAUUAUACAAUGACAAUCGGGGGGGUCAACUUCUUCUCGAGGGCGUGUUUCGACCCCCUGACCUGUUGUUUUUACCUCUUUGGGGGGGGGUUAAGACUUAGACCCACCCAAACCCUCCCCGUAAUUCACACCCUGGUUUUAACCUUUUCCCAAUGUUGCAUGAUCAUUGGAUUUGCAUUGAUUUUAAAGGUUUCUAAAUAAACCAGAAUAUAUUAAUCUGACGUGUGCCAGUUUACUAGGUUAUUAGGUAUACAGAUUCAAGACCACAGAGUGAUGCUGUUGUUGUCUCUCAAGCCCCACAGCCCUUUACCGUGUGAGGUCUGCUAAAAGGCUAAGCCACAAUAAGUGAAAUUCUGUUUGUAUAAUCGCGCAAUUAUUAAAAUACAAAGAAUUCAUGUAAACUGUAAAUGUCCAUAUGAAAAUGAACUUUAAUAAAAAACACAUGCAUGAUUUAACAAAAUUAUUAAUUUAUGUAAUUAGCACGUAAUGUUGACACAUUUUAUAUGAGUAUUUUCUUUUCUAUGUUUGUAUCUGGAUUUAGUUUAAUGAGGCUGACAGCAUUUUAUUCAACUCAUUAAUGGCAAAGAUAUGCAAACAGAAAUGAUUGUGGAUUGGAUUCCAGCUGUUGCCCAAGCAAAGCUAAUGAGCAUAUUUUCAUUUAUAUUUAUAGACUGACAAAUCACGGUACUUCAGCCGUUUCUGCAUACAUUUUUAAAUGCUGUUGUGCUGAUGGUAACAAUCCUUAAUCCUGAACUUGCAAGUGCUGAUCUUUCUAAGGGUUCACAAAUGACAAUGGCUGUUAAGUGCAAGAGGUGGAGAAGCUUGAUUGGACUGUAUGCAUACAGUGCAUCCGGACAGUGCUUAACUUUUUAUAUUAAUCUUAUUUCAAAAUAGAUUAAAUUCUACACACAAUACCCCAUAAUGACAAAGUGAAAGUUUGUUAAAGAUGUGCAAAAAUGUACAUGUACUCACAGACUUUUGCUCAAUACUUUGUUGAAGCACUUUUGGCAUCAAUUACAGCCUCAAGUAUUUUUGAAUACGAUGCUACAAUCUUGGCACACCUAUUUUACAAUUACAUUUUAGUCAUUUAGCAGACCCUCUUAUCCAGAGCGA